AUGAGUAAUGUUACCAACCAAAAUGGAACAGGUCUAGAGCAGCAGCUUGCUGGUCUGGACUUGCAGCCUCAGGCUUCUAAGGGUGCUGGCCGAUACAUACCUCCGCACCUGCGUAGGCAGUUGCAGGCCAACCCUUCUCAAGGAGAAGAGCCUAAGCGUCAAAGCUUAGACGUUCGUCCGAGUGAGUCACGGGAUAUCCGUUCAUCAUUCGGUGGCCGGGGUGGUGGUGGUGGUGGCGGUGGUCGACGCGACGACCGCGAACGUGACUACGACCGCGGCUACGACUCGCGCUAUCCGCGCAGGGAACGCGACCAAGGGUGUGGCGCAGGUCGUGACCAGGGCCACCAGAAUGGCGAGUCGGACCGCUGGGCGGAGUCGGAGAGGUGGGGCGAGAGGGGGGCGCGCGGGCGCGAGCCCCGCCGCGACGAGGACAGCGAGCCGCCGCCGCCGCGCAACGACCGCUGGAAGGAGCCGGAGCCGCGCGGGGGGGAGGAGCGCGCCCCGUCCCGCUCCCACGGCUGGGGCUCGGACGACGUGCGACGCUCGAGCUCUCGCAGGGACGAGAAUGACUGGACGAUCCCGCUACCUCGCGACGAGCGGCAGGAGUUGGAGCUGUUUGGCACUGGCAAUACAGGAAUCAACUUCUCCAAAUACGAGGAUAUACCGGUGGAAGCCAGCGGUGAUCGCGUGCCAGACUUUAUUACCAGCUUUGAGGAUGUUAACCUGACGGAAAUAAUGCGUUCAAACAUUAUGCUGGCUCGCUACGACAAGCCGACUCCAGUGCAGAAAUACGCAAUUCCGAUAGUUUUGGGGCAUAGGGACGUGAUGGCGUGCGCACAGACCGGUUCGGGCAAGACCGCCGCGUUCCUCGUGCCAAUCCUCAACCAGAUGUACGAAGCGGGCCCCGUUAAAGUACCGUUUAACCGACGCAAACAGUUCCCGCUGGGAUUGGUGUUAGCGCCUACUCGCGAACUCGCCACCCAGAUUUAUGAUGAGGCUAGAAAGUUCGCCUACCGUUCACGUGUGCGGCCUUGUGUUGUUUAUGGAGGCUCACCGGUGCCCGACCAGCUGCGCGAGCUGGAGCGCGGCUGCCACCUGCUCGUGGCGACGCCCGGUCGGCUCGUGGACAUGCUGGUGCGCGGGCGCGUCGCCCUGGACCACUGCCGCCACCUCGUGCUCGACGAGGCCGACCGCAUGCUGGACAUGGGCUUCGAGCCGCAGAUACGCAAGAUUGUCGAGUGCCACACCAUGCCGAAGACCGGCGAGCGGCAGACGCUCAUGUUCUCGGCCACAUUCCCCAAGCAGAUACAGGUGCUCGCGCAGGACUUCCUGCACAACUACGUGUUCCUGGCGGUCGGCCGUGUCGGUUCCACCUCCGAGAACAUCACGCAGAAGGUGGUCUGGGUUGAGGAGUCACACAAACGUUCAUUUUUGUUGGAUCUGCUGAAUGCCUCCAACCUGUUGCAACGUUCGCGUCCAGAGGAAGAUCAGCUCACCCUUGUUUUCGUUGAAACUAAGAAGGGAGCGGACCAGUUGGAGGAUUACUUGCACAGCGAGGGGUACCCAGUGACCUCUAUCCAUGGUGACAGAACGCAGCGCGAGCGCGAGGAGGCGCUUCGUCGCUUCCGCUCCGGCCAGACGCCCAUUCUCGUGGCCACAGCGGUGGCAGCUAGAGGUUUGGACAUACCUCACGUGCGCCACGUGAUCAAUUUCGAUUUGCCGUCCGAUGUUGAGGAGUACGUGCACCGCAUCGGUCGUACGGGCCGUAUGGGCAACCUCGGUGUUGCCACUUCCUUCUUCAACGACUCCAAUCGCGGGCUGGCGCGCGAUCUCGUCGAGCUGCUCGUUGAGGCUAAGCAGGAUGUGCCCAAUUGGCUGACGAGCACGGCGGCGGAUGGACGUCUCGGUGGCGGCGGCAGGCGCGCGGGCAGCCGCUCGGGCGGCGGCCGCUUCGGGGGCAGCGGCGCCGGCUUCGGCGCGCGCGAUUUCCGUACUCAGCCGCGCCAGCCGCCUCGCUCCGCUGGGCCCUCCUCCAUGGGCGGCUCUGGUUUCGGGUACGGCGGCGGCAACUACGGCGGCUCUUACGGUGGCGGCGGCGGCGGCGGCGGCGGCGGCGGCGGUGGCGGCGGCCAAGACUGCCCGCUCGAUAUGGCCCUCCAAUCGAUCCGCUCUCACCUGGCCAGCCCCGAGCGAUGCGGUGCGACGGAAGCGCGCGCGUGUUUUGGCCUUGCGGGCGUCGAAUCUCCCCCGCAU
Messenger RNA from Iphiclides podalirius (scarce swallowtail), 2253 nucleotides. Lineage: Eukaryota; Metazoa; Arthropoda; Insecta; Lepidoptera; Papilionidae. The record is from the annotation of a GenBank genome assembly.